CCUUCAAUCCACCCCAAACUAGAAUCCCACCAUGACCCCCCUCGAAAAAGCCACCUACCUCGUGACCUCCCUCGAGCAAUACGGCCAAGGCGACUACAUCGGCGAAUCCAUCAGCCAACUCGAGCACUGCCUACAAGCCGCCCAUCAAGCCCAGAAAGCAGGCGCACAAGAAGACCUCAUUCUCGCCGCCCUCCUCCACGAUAUCGGACAAAUCACCCCCCUCGACUCGCCGAAAGAGAUCCGCAUGAAUUUGAAAAAUAGUGGUACGGGUACAGGUACAGAAACAGAGAAUGUAGGUCGAAUGGGCCAUGAAACCAUCGGAGCAGAAUAUCUUCGUUCAUUGGGGUUCAGUGAGCGGGUUUGUCGCUUGGUGGAGAGUCAUGUUCCGGCGAAGAGAUACCUCACCGCCACAAACACAGCCUACUACGAGACACUCUCGUCAGCGUCCAAAAAGUCACUCGAGUUCCAGGGUGGACCGUUCAGGGGUGCCGAAUUGGCUGCGUUUGAGCGGGAUCCGUUACGCGAUGAGAUGGUCGCAUUGAGGCUGUGGGAUGAUGCGGCCAAGGUGCCUGGGAUUGAGGCGCAGACGCCGCGAGCGGGGGAGUAUCGGGAUAUGAUUCGGGUGCAUUUGGAGGGAUGUGCUGUAUAG
This is a messenger RNA of Aspergillus ibericus CBS 121593, 649 nucleotides long. RefSeq names its product HD domain-containing protein. Lineage: Eukaryota; Fungi; Ascomycota; Eurotiomycetes; Eurotiales; Aspergillaceae. The record is from RefSeq and is a predicted model, not a curated record. Bases 32 to 649 code for a protein of 205 amino acids. The transcript is spliced from 3 exons.